Molecule: messenger RNA, 3308 nt
Organism: Linepithema humile (Argentine ant)
Lineage: Eukaryota; Metazoa; Arthropoda; Insecta; Hymenoptera; Formicidae
Source: RefSeq, a predicted model, not a curated record
GCAAGAUAUCUGUUAACGAUUCGUGCAGAUGCUGCGCUUGAUAUAAAAAUAAGUUCUGCUUCUCUCUCUCUCUCUCUCCCUCUCUUUCUCUCUCUCUCUCUCUCUCUCUCUUCCUUACUUCCUGUUUUCUAUCUCUAUCCUAUCAAUGAACCGGCUAAUAGUCGCUGGCUCCUGAACGUUACGACGGCGGCAGCGACGACGGUGCCUCUCGUGUCUGGACAGCUGGUGCGUGCCAGGGAGCGUUUUGCAAGAUGCGAGAUUCGCCUCUCGCGGCGAGGGAGUCCUCAUCGUGAGUUUAGGCGGACUUGGACUACCUCUGGCAAAGUGUGUAGGCCGAGGUAUCGCGCAUUACGUAAAACCGUGGAAAAAAAAUUAAUUACCAGGAAAGAAAGAAAACAAAGUGUGGGUGAAGAAGGGAGACGAUCUUGUUAUAUCCUGUAUGUGUGUGAACGUCGCGAUGAGGAGAGCAUCGUUUGAUAACGAAACAUCCUCUAUAUCAGCGUUUGUACGGUCAUCGCGAGAUUUCGUAGAGCUUGCGUAAAUGGAGGAUCCGCAUCGCGUUGCAAACGUUUCGAAUGUCCACAGACACGCUAACGGCAAGCGCAACAUUCUCAGCAACGCAUCAUACGGGCUCUCGUGCACCAAGGAUGCCGAAUAUAAGCGCAGCGUGAAUUAUAGUAGCUCCCUGCAACAGGACAAGAAUCAUCUGCAACGCAGCGUAUCCGCGGACAAUGUUAUAAUUUAUUCGCGCGGUUAUAAGCCAUCCGACAGACACGAUCCAGUCAAAAGAAACUUCCUUGAGAAUCUCACUUCAAGAAUAUUGCAUUUCGGCAUGGAAGGGGGUGAAAUUACUCCGAUUAACUUGCAAAAAUUACUCACUCCGGCGUCGGACUCUCACGAGACACUACAAUCAAAAAAUAAGAAAAUGUUUGCAUCUUCAUAUUUUUAUGCACCGACGCACCCUACAGUCGAAGAUCAAGUCGAAUUGGCACGUCGAAUUUCGCAUUCACUUAGUGAUGUGAAAAAUGUGAAGAGUAAAGGACAAACUAUGUAUGUGAAUAGGAAAAAGCGAUCUGUUAAAUGGAUCCACGAUGGCAAUGGUGUCGAAGAUGAAGAAGAGUCGAUUACAACAAUUCACAAGGAUAAACUACCUCUCAAAUGCGUGAUGAAUCCAUGCGGGAAAGUGCUGGACAUUCAUGGUAUUCAAGCAUUAGGCGAAGAGGUCAAUAUCGCGCCAAAAAAUCCUGAAAAACUCUUUGAUAUUGUUCGCGAUUUAAACAAUCAAAAAGGACGUGGUGCCGAGAUAUUUGCAAAACGUAGGAAAAGAUCGGAAAAGUGGGUGGUGGAUCAAGAACAGCCACAAACACCGAAUACACCCACCACACCGAAAACGCCAGUCUAUCCGGAAAAAUCGGAAAUUAACGGUAAUUUGAAGCCCAUGACGCAGUCAUCAUUGACACCUCGUACGCCGGUCACGAGCAUCGACAAAUCGUUUUAUAAUCCUUUCACAGUGGAUAUCUCCCGUGAUAGCACGAAUACGCCUAUAACAGUUACAGACAGACGAUCGCACUGUAAUGUUAGCCGAUGUGAUCACUCGAGCAAGGUUAAAAAGAUUUAUCUACGAGAAAUUGCAGUCGGCACAGACUCCGAUUUCCCUCUAGACCAAUCUCGAUCGUCCUUCAUGGAAAAAUCCCAUCGUAUCGCUUUUGAAUCCACUAACGAUCAGCGAGCUAAUAUCAUCAAUAAUUGCAUUGUCGCGAAUAACAGUAACAGAUACAUUAAUAACAACUAUCAAUCGCCGAGGAAAUCCAUUCUUUGCAACGCGCAGAACAACAAUGAGAAAGAUUCCAGAAUGCAACGAUGUUUCGAUAACAAAUACAACGACAAUGUGAUCGAUAAAAUUGGGAACAAGCAAUUGGACAGCAAUCAGAUGCGCAAUGAUAAUGAGGAAAACGGAUAUACUCCUGUACCAGUGAAGCAAUUGAUACAAGAAUUUGAGAAAACCUGUAGACCCGUUCUGCAGUACAAGCAGAUUAGUCCGAAGAUCAUUCCAAUCGUACAACAGUCUCCAUUGGAUAACGACAUAGCACGUUUCUUCGAGACGAGAAAUUCUGCUAAAUGCAACAACGAGGAGAAAGAAUACGCACGUGCACGUGAAAACUACGAAAGAUCCGUGAAACUGCAGUCCCAAUACAACGGCCGAUUACAUGACACACGCGAAACCUAUGAAAAAAAAUUGCAAUCUCAAUACAACGGCCAAUUAUACGGUGCGUGCAAUAGCUACGGGGGAUCAGCGAAACUGCAGUCUCCAUAUAACGGCUACGUUUCUACUGACGACAGCGAAUACACGACGGAUGAUACCGAUUCCGAAGAAAUCAGCGACUACCAGAACGAAGCGGGAUCUAUAGAUCGCGGCAAUUCCGCGCCGUCUGCUCUGUUAAACUGCUGCGACAAUAGCGAGUACUCGAUUGCACUCGAAGAUGAAUAUGCGAAUACUCGACGUCAUUCGAUCACAUCACAGGAAUUGGAAGUCCUGUAUGCUAAUGGCGCGGAUGCAAAGUUUAUUAACACCGAGACUGAGAUACCUCCCGAAGCGAAAUCGCUAAUAUUCUCGAUGGUCGCUUCGCAAGGGGAUAUACUUGAGACUAAAAAACAUCUGCGUAGCACGCCAGUCCUGGAGAAUCUCUUAGGCACUGCUACACCAGAAUGCAAAAUCGAUGACGUUAACUCGGAAUUAGGCAACAAACUAUACGAGAAUAACAAUUAUUCUGGACCAAAAUUAGCCAGUCUCCACAAUCUCACGAAUUACAAUACAGCGCCGCGUGGAUGGGAUCAAUCUCUUACAUUUUACCGGCCUAUUAAAUUCGAGAAACCGCAAGAGAUUAUGUAUUCUGAUUUUUAGACAUAUUUGUUAAAUAUUGAAUUUUGUAAUUACAACUCUUUUAAGUCGUCGGGAUUGAAGAAAAUGAGCAAUCGUGAAUGAAAUUCAUCUGAAGUGUCAAGGAGAGUGAUCAUAAUGUGUUUUUGCACCGUUGUAUUCAUAUUUUCACUAGCAUCAUAAUUUAAAAAUCAACAAUCUACAACAAUCAUCCAAAUAUUAUAUCAUGAAUAGCAUAUGCGAUGUUAAUGACGUAAUUAAUUAACGGCGCCAUACACGCGACAUGUUUGAAGUUUCGUUUUGCUUGGUGUACCACUACCUCUUUUCUGUCCCUCUGUGAGAUAUUUAGCGUUGUUCGUGCUUUGACGGUGUUACAUUACUGCAUUUUACUUUAUUAUAUUAUGAAAAUAAAUAUAUUGUUUUCCUAAUA